Messenger RNA from Electrophorus electricus (electric eel), 961 nucleotides. RefSeq names its product high mobility group nucleosomal binding domain 2 (gene hmgn2). NCBI's taxonomy places the organism in Eukaryota, Metazoa, Chordata, Actinopteri, Gymnotiformes, Gymnotidae. Gene Ontology annotation, molecular function: nucleosomal DNA binding. Gene Ontology annotation, biological process: chromatin organization. The record is from RefSeq and is a predicted model, not a curated record. Gene Ontology annotation, cellular component: nucleus; chromatin.
AAUAUAAAAACUAAAUAAACCUACAGCCGUUAUUGUAUUGAAGCAUUGUCAGGCGCGCAGAACAUAGUUACUUAUCGCAACCUUAUCUAGAAAAAUACACGGAUUUUUCCAUUUUUUUCAGAUUUUUUUUAAAAAGUCAGAAUGCCUAAAAGAAAGCUCGACGGGGACAAGGCUGCCAAAGCCAAGGAAGAGCCAACAAGACGUUCUGCAAGACUGUCUGCUAAACCUGCCCCACCGAAACCAGCCCCAAAGCCGAAGAAACCUGCCCCCAAGAAGACAGCCAAAGGGAAGAAGGGUGCUAACCCUGCUGAGAAUGGAGAGGCUAAGGCAGACCAGGCACAAAAGGUUGAAGCUACUGCAGAUGCCAAAUGAAAAGCAAAGGAAAAGUUUGACUCUUUUGUGUACUUGGUGACUGUACAGUUUGAAACAACUAUUUUUUACCAAGUUUUAUAUUAAGAAUAUCGUUUAUAGUUAAAUUGUUUUUUCGCUUUCAUAUCCAUUUAUAUCCCAAUUUCAACUAAGCCACCCAUAUCUUGCCAAAAUGGUUUUCCUAGUUAAAUUGGUUUUAAACUUAUGAAUGUUUCGAUAGUCCUAUAUUUUUUUUUAUUUUUUUUUUAUUUUUUUUUACAAUAUUUUAAGCACCAAACAUUCUCAUAAGGCAGCUAUAGUGUGUUUUUAAAAUGUUUUGGGUUUCUUUCUUUCUUUUUUUAUUUGUAUACCUACUAAAAUACUGUAUAUUAAUUUUAGUAUGUCCUUAUAAGGCAGUUAAAGCAAAUGGUGACUAAAAAUUCAAUUGGAAAUCAACCAUGAAUAAAUUCACGUCAGAUUAAAGCAUUUUCAGAAAUCUGUUUAGAUGCCAUUAUUGUAAGUUAUAUGCUCCAAUAUUGGAAGGAUGUUUUGUGAUAACUAAAAUGACUUGUUUAAAUGGUUUUGAAUAAAAUAAGGAUUUCAAAAGAAUGUC